UUCACCUCACUGUGUGUUCACUGUGUGCAGUGUGUUUCACUAAUUCACGGAUUGGGAUAAAUGCAGAGGCCAAAUUUCCCUCACGGGAUCAAAAGAGUAUAUAUACUUAUACUUAUACGUCAGAUAUCUACGUGGCUUUUAAAAAAAGAUUGGUUAGAUGCAGUUGCAUAACAGAAUUCCUCUGAACUCCAAUCACAGCUUAUCACACUAUCGCAUAACUGCAUCGGUUUUCGUGAGACCUUUGCACAAGAAUAUGCGCUACAUAAAAUCAUACAAUAAAAAAAAGACCAUCCCUAACAACACAUAAUCACACAAACACUGACACGCACACACACAUACACAUACACACACGCACCACAGGCCAUCACUCAUUAACUGUGAUGUUGAAGUCUUGGAGUACAAAAGUACACAAGGCCCUGCGGUACUGUCUCAUAACACAGUUGUUUUGCUGCACGGGUUGCUUCUCUCUCUCUCUUUCCCUGGAUCCUGGACGUCACUGUCACUCCUGGGGAACCCACUGGUCAGUUCCUAGGCGCUCCCCAUAUUAGACCGAUCCCAGAACAUAGGCAGCUGCCAGGAUGGACCGGCUUUUGAGGAGGUGUCGCAUUAGAAGCUCACUGGCUAGAGAGUGCCUGGCAGAAGGCCUGGGGGUCUACAUCAUGAUUCUGUUUGGCUGUGGCUCAGUUGCCCAGGUCACGACCUCAAGGGACACCAAAGGACAGUACCUGUCAAUCAACCUGGGCUUUGCCCUUGGGACCACUUUUGGCGUGUACAUCUCUAAAGGGGUUUCAGGUGCUCACCUGAACCCAGCAGUGUCUCUCAGCCUCUGUCUGCUGGGCCGACACCCUUGGAUGCGUCUGCCUUUCUACAUCGUCUCGCAGUUCUUAGGGGCCUUCCUGGCUGCAGCCACUGUCCACCUCCAGUACCAUGAUGCCAUUUCAACCUUUGGUGGACUCAAAGUGACAGGACCCAACGGCACAGCUGGCAUCUUUGCCACCUACCCAGCGGACUACCUCUCUCUGGCCUCUGGAGUCUUGGACCAGGUGGUUGGCACGGCAGCUCUGCUACUGUGUGUCCUGGCGAUCGGAGACCAACGGAACACACCGGCCCCUCGGGGCCUGGAGCCGGUCCUGGUGGGGGCCAUUGUCAUGGUGAUCGGCGUGUCCAUGGGAUCGAACAGCGGUUACGCCAUCAAUCCCGCACGAGACCUGGGGCCCAGGGUCUACACCUACAUAGCCGGGUGGGGGGAGGAGGUGUUCAGUGCGGGGCGGUCGUGGUGGUGGGUUCCGGUGGUGGCCACUUCGCUGGGUGCUGUGGUGGGAUCGCUGCUGUAUGAGCUGCUGGUUGGGGCACACUUCCCUGAUGCAGACGCCCUCACGGACGGACUCGUCCUCACCAACCACCCUGCGCUGGAGCUCGGGGGCAAACAACUGGACCGGGACAUUCCUAAACCGGCAAUCCCUCUGACCUCCUAGGAGUGGCCGGAGAAACCUACCUGAGGCUGUGUAUGGAGAGUGAGGCGGAGAUUAAAGGAGACAGAGCUCACCAGGGGCCUCUGCGUGUGUAUGCAGCUGAGAACGGAACAAAAGGGAACACUGAGCUGGCAUCGUUACAACCAAUAGGAGUAGAAAGCACUGGUCAACGUCCACUCGACAUGAAGCCUCUGGA
Alosa alosa (allis shad) is the source of this 1668-nucleotide messenger RNA. It is a transcript of the gene aqp10b, whose product is annotated as aquaporin 10b. The coding region runs from base 579 to 1475 and encodes 298 amino acids. Gene Ontology annotation, biological process: glycerol transmembrane transport; water transport. Gene Ontology annotation, cellular component: plasma membrane; basolateral plasma membrane. The transcript is spliced from 7 exons. NCBI's taxonomy places the organism in Eukaryota, Metazoa, Chordata, Actinopteri, Clupeiformes, Clupeidae. Gene Ontology annotation, molecular function: urea transmembrane transporter activity; water channel activity; glycerol channel activity. The record is from RefSeq and is a predicted model, not a curated record.